ACACCACGAUAUCACCAAACUCGGUAAGUUAUUUCUAAAUUUCCUUCUUCCUCCCUUACCACUCAUAUCUCCUCUCCCUCUAUACCAACCAAAUCACUUUCUAUCAUUCCUUUUUUUUCGAGAAAAAAAAAUCAAUUUGUACAAUUCCGCAUACAUUUCUAACACAAGAACCCUUGCCAGUAUACCGUCACAAUGGGCGACGCAUCAAUCGAAUCCCCCGAAUGGCGCAAGGUCGAGGUCGGCCGCAUCGUCCUCGUCCAGGGCAACAGCCCCUACGCCGGCAGACUCGCUGCCAUCGUCGAGAUCAUUGACCACAAGCGCGCUCUGGUUGAUGGACCUUCCGCAGACCCCAAGCUGGUCGUCCCCAGACAAGCCAUCUCCUUCGUCGAUGUGCUAUUGUCCGACUUGAAGAUCCAGAAGCUGCCGCGCGCCGUACGAACGGGAACUUUGAAGACGGCGUGGGAGAAGUCCGAGAUCGACGCUAAGUGGAAGGAGAGCAAGUGGGCUAAGCGAAAGGAUCAGACAGAACGAAGAAAGGCUCUUACCGACUUCGACCGAUUCAAGGUCCUGCGACUCAAGAAGCAACGACGAUUCGAGGAACGAAAGGCCCUGGCUAAGGUUAAGGCAUCCGCAUGAAAUGAAAGGGAGGGAAUAAAGAGUGACUCUGGUAAAACGGUCUCUUUCAGAUAGGGCGGAAGGUUGUCUACGGAUCUAGUCCGCAUGAAACAACAAACACAUCACAUAUAUUGGCAUGGGGUUGCUGGGUUUCUUCUGCUUCGUCUGGCAAGACCUGUAUGUCACUCAUAACUUCUCCAUGAGGUGACCGGCGUCAAUGAUAAGGGAAAUUCACACAUCAACUGAAGAUGCUGACAUGUGCCCACGUAAUUCUUCUUUUGCCUCUCCUCUCUCCCACGGCCUGAAACUGCUACUAUUAUUAGGUAGCUAGUAGGCACAUGUAGUUAUGCGC
Molecule: messenger RNA, 967 nt
Organism: Annulohypoxylon maeteangense
Lineage: Eukaryota; Fungi; Ascomycota; Sordariomycetes; Xylariales; Hypoxylaceae
Product: ribosomal protein L14-domain-containing protein
Exons: 2
Coding region: 193-636 (147 amino acids)
Biological process (GO): translation; ribosomal large subunit biogenesis
Cellular component (GO): ribosome; cytosolic large ribosomal subunit
Molecular function (GO): RNA binding; structural constituent of ribosome
Source: RefSeq, a predicted model, not a curated record